CUUGGCAGAUUUUGUCAGAUGUCAGAAUAAGGCGUAAGUUGAGGACAACAAAGCACAAUCUUGUCAGCUGAGGCCAUGCAUCCAGACAUCUCCAGUAUGGACCACAGUUCAUCCUUACCCCUGACCACUGGGAGCAUGGGGCUCUCCCUUCUCAACAGCUACCAUCCUCAGCUACAUCUCAGGGAGGAAGCAGCUUUCUCAUUGGACCAUUCAAACCCAACGGUGAACUAUAAUGGUGACGCCGAAGACAUGAUAGAGACCAUUGUUAUCGAGGUCUUCAAGUGUAAGGAGUGUAGAUUUUACACUUCAGAGAAAAUCACAGUGCUAGAACAUGUCAGACAGGUGCACUGUGGGAGGAGCAUGCAACAGGUUGGUUCUCCUGAAGGGUCAGAGGUCAAUUCUGACAUAGACUGUAAUCCCAUGGACUUGUCUGCAAAAACACAUGCAGCUGACAAGACAAGGGAUGAGGCAUCAACACACUCUACAUCUGUGCAGAAUAACUCCAGCAUCACAAGUCAUGUGUCCACAAUACAAGGAAAACGUUUACAGUUACAGGGAGAGGUGUCCAGGGUAUCGGAAGAACCAAAAAUCUCACUACCUGGGUUUCUUGAUGUCAAGGUCAAGAAGGAGAAGGAAGACUGCUCUUCACCCUGUGGCUGUAUGCAAACCUCCCAGGAUGGGUGCUCAAAAGCGGGCCUACAGACUCUUCAAAAUGAUACAAUCCCAGCUGUUAACAGACCGACUAGUAUCAACGGGAGUCUUCGCAGCAUUAAGACUGAGCCUCAGGAUGAAAUGGAGCUGUGUCGGAUAGAAAAGUGGCCCUUUGUCUCGUACCAGCCUGUUAGGAAGGAUGUUGCCAUGUCCCCUACCCAGCCACUCUCAGGGAAACAGAGCCCAACAGACAGUGAACCACAGAUGAGUCCUGACUCUUCACAGGACCAGACAGGGAGGGUUCACUUAUCAUCUCCAGAGAGGGAUGGGAAAUAUUCUCCCCACUACCACAGUAGUGAACAUUCGGGGAACGACUCUGAAGUGGACGUUCCCUCGUCGGAGGAAGACAUGGAUGUGUUCUGUGUCGCGGGAAACAGCGGUGUCAUCCCGGGCCUCCCUGCGCGUCUGGAGACCAUGUCGGAGAGCGGCCUGCCCCAGCUCAACCCGGUUCUACGUAGGGAGCUGGAGAAACAUCACGGCAUGGCCGCCCUUCGCACCAGGGAGGGGUUCGUCAAGAAGAUCCACCUGAUGCACAUGGUGCAGAAGGACGCCAGCAAGGGGGGCGACUCCGACGACGUCGUGCCCAGGAUCGCCAGGACUGUUUCCAUGGCAACAGAUGCAGCUAUGGAGGAGAGCCAAGCCGACACCCAGCAGACUGACAGUGGAGAGUGGCUGACUAAGGAGACGUCGUGGAUUGAAUACAAGUGCCCCAAAUGUGAUCGAAGAUCCUUCAAGACUGCUGAAGAUCUUGACUUCCACCUGAAGUGUCACUCUGAUCAAGGAGGGUACAAGUGUAUCUACUGUGGCCAUGCUACCAACAUCUGGAGCACCCUGAAACAGCACGUGUACAGUAAACACUGUCUCGACAAACCCUUCAAGUGCCAGCAUUGUAGCUACCAGGCUGCCAGCAAGCAGCUGCUGAAGGCACACAGACUGCGCCACUUGUCGGUAGGGGGUGACAGGGUGUCCAAGGACUACACCUGCUCCAUCUGUAACUUCACCUGCAGCUGGGGACCAGGCUUCUUACAACACAUGAAGGUACAUGGUGGGCUAAAGAGUUGCUUCCACUGCGGGUUUGUGACGUCCAACUCUGCAGUACUGUACCGACACAUUGUCAAGAACCACAACUCCAGCAAAGCCGACAAGUCUCCCCUCACCCCCAGCAAUGCCAAUCUGCUUGCCCUACACACCAACAAGCCUGGUAAGGAGUCCGCCUCAGAGACGACGAAGGUCGGUCCCGGGUGUAAGAACGUGAUCAGGUACAGCAAGUACAUCUGCCAGAUCUGUGGGGAUUCCUAUGAAGGACAGCAGGAGCUGAUACAGCAUGUGGUGACCAGCCACCCUGGGAAGCAGCUGUUGUUCUGUGAGCAGUGCAAGUACACCACGCGGCGCAGGGAUCACAUGGAGAAACACCUGCAGUCGGGUGUGACGGCAGAGGUCGCGGACGUAGGGUGCGCCAUGAAGUGUAAACUGUGCGGGCGCAUCGACCAGGACCGUGACGCGAUGGAGGCCCACAUUCGCACCGCACACCUGUCUGAACUGCAGAGUGUGGAGGCACUCAUUCAGGGUGCCAACACUGCCUCUAAUAAUCCAGAUAUCACCACACAGGAGAACAUUGAUGGAGAAACUGCAACAAGCUCUACCACCUCAUACACAAGUGGAAAUACAACAUCGACAUCUCCGAGUCUUGUGACAGCGUCCCCCGAGGAUGCCUACCAGUCGCUGCAGGUGACAGCGUCAAGAGAGACGGGAAACGGAGGUACGCUCAUGACCUUUCGCUCCGCCAAACCUACCCCGCCUGCCCUGACACCCGUGAUCGGCGGCAUGCCAUACUACAGCGUACAGCUACGGGACAGGUCCAACUCUGAAACAGGAAACGACUUUCACGGGUUUCUAAAGUUCAAGGUCAACAAGGAGACUAAGCAGAGGCUGAAGCAGGCAGCCAAGACACGGCAGAAGGAACAGCCAGAAGACUUUGCAAAUAUGCAAAUGAAGUUCAAGUUGCAAGGUGCAGGUCAUAGAAGGAGAGGUCGAAAGCCGGGUCAGGGCUUCCAAAAGCUUGUUCAGGAGGAUCUAUUUUGAGUUGUAGGAUCUGAAUUAUCAGAAAAUGCUUCUCCUUAAUAUGUAGUUAUCAGGGUUUUCUUUCCUGGGCAGUCAGGAGAAAAUUGCUAUAACAUUGUGGCAAUAUCUACAUAGUUAAAUCUAUAACAAUGUACAUGUAUGCAGUGACUAUAGGUUUUCAGAAUUGGUGCUCUCCAUAUUGUAAACUUUCUUGUAUAUGUAUGUCAGAUAAGCAAAUUUGCAAUCUAUGCAUGUGACAAUGCAGAUUCAAAGGUGGGAAAAGUAAGAUGAUAUUUUGUUGCAUUCAGUAUUACCUCAGCUAGCUUUGUUUUGUGCCACAACAUGACGGGUAUCUUGCUAUCAGACUGUGGAAACGUUGUUGCAGAGUCAACACAGUGUACUACGUAGUCAAGAGAAACUGAAGACCACCAAGUGUUGAUUGACUCUUUGAAGAGUUGCUUGAUGUACAAAUAUCCACUGCCCAAAUAGGUCUUUUUGUUUUAAAUCAUGGAUUUGAAAUUUUUUAGUUAACAUGUCACAUUUUGCUGGAGAAUUUAUAGAUUUAUUUUAUUAGAUAGAUAUUAUUUUUUUAGAUAGCAUGUGGAAAUAUUAGUUAACAACAAGAACUGACUGUACAUAACACAGUAUUCUAGUGUUUCUUCUUCUCAGACUAAUGUUUGACUCCAUGGGAUGUCAAAUAUUCACACAAAUGUUUUUGUAGGAAAUGCAAUAAAAAUGGUGUCCCUGUAAUAUAUACAUGUAAGUCAGGAGAAUAUUUAUUGCUUUUAAGUGUGCAACAAUUUGUGCCUCUUGAAUAAAAAGAAGAGAAUAAAAUAUAACUACACUCUAUUCAUGUCUAGAGUAUUCUCAUGUGUACUGAUAUUUACCUGUAGACUUAGUUGAAUGCUUACCUAAGUUGAAUGCUUUAAUUAAGGACAAAUGAAAUAGAGACUGCUGCUACAAAUGUAGGUGAGAUAAAUGAAACACACAAAAGUUAUUUCAAUUGGCCAACUGUCUUGUAAUCUUUCCAGCAAUUAUGUCAACUUCAGCAACCAAUCUUUACACUACUCUAAUAUUAACAUUCCUUCAGGCUUGCAAGCAAAGCCAGCUUGUAACUUGUACAAGAUAUCAGAAGUAGCUUAUCCAAAGCUACUCGAUGGCUACAAAAUAUCGUCAAUCUUUGAGACACACUACAAUCACGACAGCAGCUAGGUUAGACAGGUUAUAAAACAAUUAACAGGUCAUCUGUGUCUUUCCCCUCCUUAAAUAUGGUAUGACUAUGAUCCGAAUCUAGAGUCAAAGUGUUACAAUGUUUCCCCUAAACACUACAGCCUUUACAUGUAGCGUGCAGGUUUGGGUUCAGAAACCAUGAACGGGUGGACAAGAUUCAAACCUACAACCCUGUAAUCCAAAGCUAGAACUGGUAGUUACUCCACUACUAUACUCCAAAGGAAACGGUAACUGAAAAGGUACAUGACAUUGUAUGCUAUUAUGGCUGUGAUACCAAGGAUUAAGAUAAUCAACAGUUUGUGGUUCUCCCUAGUUGCAAGGCCUACAACAAUACAAUAUAUCACAUUGGGAGGUUAUUAUCCAUCCAUAUCUGUGAUUAUUUUAUGGCUAAACAAUACUUGAGAAGAUAAAUACUCUGAUGAAAUAAAUCUCUGUACAACAACAGUUACUCUCUUAACAGAAAUGUUAAAUAACACA
This is a messenger RNA of Branchiostoma floridae (Florida lancelet), 4479 nucleotides long. RefSeq lists its product as uncharacterized. Lineage: Eukaryota; Metazoa; Chordata; Leptocardii; Amphioxiformes; Branchiostomatidae. The transcript is spliced from 4 exons. The record is from RefSeq and is a predicted model, not a curated record. Bases 76 to 2793 code for a protein of 905 amino acids.